Messenger RNA from Chara braunii, 1161 nucleotides. The record is from the annotation of a GenBank genome assembly. Lineage: Eukaryota; Viridiplantae; Streptophyta; Charophyceae; Charales; Characeae.
CGUCAGCUACAGUGACACGUCGGCAGUGCCAUGUCAGACACAGCGACACGUCAGCUACAGUGGCACGUCAGCAGGCCACGUCCACAGGGACACGUCAGCUACAGUGACACGUCAGCAUUCAAAAAUCAGCUCGCACUAAUCGCGGCUGAAGAACAACGCCAGCUGGCAGUCAAGGCUGCCCAGCUACAGGCUGACGAAGCGGCAGCAGCAGAGAAGCUCCGGCUACAAGCCGAAGCAGAUGCAGAAGCCCAGGCUCGUCGCAAGGAAGCCCAGGAUCUGCUGCAGCGGCAUGAAACAGCGAGCGUGGACGGACUCAAAUUCUGGCACUUUGAACCCAACGGCGACGAUGCGACACCGGAAGAGCAGCAUAAGGAGUUUCUCUCCAAACUCGUGACACGGCUGUUGUACACUUGCAACUACCAACAGUCCGAGUUGGAGAAGCAGUACCAGAACCUGACGCAACAGCAUCAGGAGUUGGCGAAGCUCCGCCACACAAUGCAGAGCCACGAGGACGCAACUCGGGCACUCAAUGCCCAAAUGCUAGACCUGGAGAAGGCUGUACCAGGACCAGCUGCUGGGGCUUCCAGCAGUGCAUCCUCUAGCCGCCAACUGGAGGAACGCGUUGACCACAUAGUGGCAAUGCUCGGCGACAUCAGCACCUUCGCUGCGCCGACCACCAUCAGCAGUCAGCUGCAUAACUUGAAGACCGAGGUCCAGCAGUUGCAGUCGACGAACACGGAUGACAAUCCGAAGAUGUACAAGAUGCCAACUUUCCAACUGGACAAGUUCGACGACUACAUGCAGCAGGAUCCGGUCCUCUGGUGGGAAGCAUUCACAACGCAACUCAGGAUUCUGCCCGUAGCCAAGCACGCGUACAUCGGCGCCCUGUUCCUGAACUCAAAGGGCGGAUGCCAGACCUGGUUGAGCCACCUGGCAACCUCUCACGGCGUCAACGUACCGGAUUUGAAGGACAAAAUCACAUGGGAGGAAUUGACACGGCUGUGGAAGAAGCGGUUCAUCGUCGACGACGCGCCGACACUCGCCAUCAACCGUCUGUUCACCAUGUCACAGGGCAACACUGCAACACGGGAUUGACUCACGGAGUGGCAGAAGAUUGUGGCGGUGCCCAAUCUGGAAUUGGCAUUCACGCAUCUACACCGC